Messenger RNA from Camellia sinensis, 1586 nucleotides. RefSeq lists its product as uncharacterized. The record is from RefSeq and is a predicted model, not a curated record. NCBI's taxonomy places the organism in Eukaryota, Viridiplantae, Streptophyta, Magnoliopsida, Ericales, Theaceae.
UCGCCUCCCGUCAACGCGCCCACAUUAUUACCCUCCAAAAACUCAAAGAUAAAACUCUCAAUCUCAUCGAUCUAUCCUUACUCUGAUGUUUGCCACAUAAAUUCCAAGCUUCAAUUGUCAAUCCUCAAAGUUUACAGAUCUAAGAUACAACAAGAGAGUAUGUGCAUCGAUUAGGUCAUUGGAAUUGCUCAAGAUUGGCCGAAUAGCAUCGGCCCAAUGUGCUCGGUCUUCGCAUCGUUCCUCCACAGGUCCACAACGAUGACUCCUUUCACACCUUCCUUCAAUGGCGGUUCGUGUUCGCAUCGUCUCAAGCAGAUCGGCAAGUGGUUUGGCCACGGUAUUUUGAGUUAACAUUCGGUUUUUUUUAUAACAUUGAUCGACAUUUAGGGCUUAUAUAUAUAUAUGAUCGCGUGUAUGUUCGUGUUCAAUCUGUUUGUGUUUUGAAUUGUAAUCGAGACUGCGGGAGGAAUUGAUCUGGAGAAGCAAGAUUGAGUUUUUGAGUUGUUUGUUUGUAUCGAUUUCGUAACCUAGCCAGGAUUGGAUUUUGAUUAAGCUGUUUUGGGGAAUUUUGACGCUGUUGAUUCGGGUGCUUAGCUCAUCCUGUCACCGUUGAGGUUAGAUUAGAAGUCCAGGAUUCAAUAAUGGAUGUCUCAGUUCAGUAUGUUGACCCAGUCAAGGUAGAUUUAAUUAGUCCUAAUGAAUGGGGACAGUUGUGGAGUAACUGUAAGCAAGGUAGCAGCACCAUAGGUGGUAUGGUGGCAGAGCUUGGAAGUGCUCUUGAAGAUGCUCUAGUUUUGCUAUCUGCUUCUGCUCCACCCUUGGAGGGGUGUGAGAUUGGUUGUCAUAAAAAGGAAAAAGUGUGUGGGAAGUUAAUUAUUAAUCAGGAUGACUCUUUGAUUGUAACAUCUCCAAAAAAAAUUGGAGAGCAUGCGAUGCUGUCAUGCUCCAGAAAUAUGCUAUUCCAUGAUGAACCUGUGAGUGGGAAAGCCAAGAUAUCAAAUACCACAUCGGAGGGACAAAGUUCUUUGCAAUCUCACAAUCCAACCAGCACCAGCAUUACGUCUUUUCCUCUUGUUUCCGCUAUGAAAGGUAGUCGUGAGAAACAAGGACUGCAUGUUGGGAAGCUAAGUGUCAGUUGGGCUCCUGAUGUCUAUGACCCACCAGCUACAUCCCAAUCUCAUACAGUGAAAAGCCAUAACCAGCAUCACUCCAUGCCAUCCAAGAAGAGUUACCGGCACAAGCACAAGGGAAAAUCAUCACGAAGUAGUAGCACGGACAAGAAACAUCGCCAUAAAACCGGUAGGAGCUCAUCAAAAGUUGGCAGCUACUAGUGAUGGAAUGCUGUUAGGUGAUUUUGAUUGUGUCUGUCUGUGGACUAUGGGGUCUGUGGAUGUUGUUGUUUCCAAUGCCUUUCUAUUAUGCCAGAUUAGUAACUACUGGUUUGAUGCUCUAUGACAAUCUUUGGCUUUCUUGUACAGACUGAAACUCUAGAUAACCUAAUGGGCUUAAAUAUUGUAAUGUUGAUAAAUAUGUAUUUUUAAGUGUGAGAAAAUUGUGUUGGGAUGGAGGCACUUAUAAGGUAAAAA